Gymnodraco acuticeps is the source of this 806-nucleotide messenger RNA. RefSeq names its product cytochrome c oxidase assembly factor 6 homolog. The record is from RefSeq and is a predicted model, not a curated record. Gene Ontology annotation, cellular component: mitochondrion; respiratory chain complex IV. NCBI's taxonomy places the organism in Eukaryota, Metazoa, Chordata, Actinopteri, Perciformes, Bathydraconidae. The coding region runs from base 242 to 484 and encodes 80 amino acids. The transcript is spliced from 3 exons. Gene Ontology annotation, biological process: respiratory chain complex IV assembly.
AUCACAACGCGACAAGGAAGUGUUGUCGCUCGUGUCCUUCAGUGAUAAACGUUACAAAAGUCUCUGCUUUAGGGACAGUUUUACUCUGUUUAUUCGGCUUUAAUGGAGAGACAGGAGCGGUGAAUAGUGAUAGUUUGAAUCAAAAUAUGUGCUAUUUGUAGUUAUUAUCAAAGCGACGAUAGUGGCUCUACUGAGGCUGAACAUUACAGCAUAAACACACAGUAAGUAAGAUCAAGCUGCGAUGAGUGCUCCUAACUCUUCAGAGAGGAAGGCCUGCUGGGACUCCAGGGACCUGCUGUGGAAGUGUCUGGAUGACAACGGGGACAAAGCUGAAUCCUGCCUGAAGUUCCAGGGCGAGUUCGAGUCCAACUGUCCUGCUCAAUGGGUGAAAUAUUUCAGCAAGAGGAGAGAUUAUCUGAAAUACAAAGCGAAGAUGGAGACCGAAGGAUUCAAGCCGGCUGAAGGCCCUAAGCAACCUUCCUAACCAAAACCUGCACUCUGACUGGCUUUCAGAUCAGAGCCAGAGGAGUUUUCUAACUUUAUUAUGGACUUCACCACUGUGAUUAUUUAUUUGUACAGAGAUUAAAGCUGCAUCCAGGAACAUGCAUUUCACCAGCGACUUGUUUCAAAAUGAUUUGAGCUUCUCUUCACCUGAUCAGCUGCUCUGAGAUGUUUUAAAGGAAACGACGAGAGAGGAAAGAUGGUGAAUCCACCUGGAAAUUACAUGUAAUGUCACUGUGGUAAAACUUUACUAUUGCUGUUUGAAAUUUGAAAAAUUGCCUUUGAUCAAUAAAUGCUGAUCUUUA